Messenger RNA from Knipowitschia caucasica, 351 nucleotides. Lineage: Eukaryota; Metazoa; Chordata; Actinopteri; Gobiiformes; Gobiidae. The record is from the annotation of a GenBank genome assembly.
AUGGAGCAGAACACAGAGCUGCAGAAAGAGGAGCAUUCUCAGAUUUCCCGAUCGCUUCCCAGGCGAGUGAGCUCCGAGCUGUGCCGCUGCUCUCACAUCACGGCCGACAGAAACAAACACACGGACCAGCGCGUUGCAAUCCCGCUCUUUGACUUGUACGUGUGGCGUUCGUGUAUCAGGGUCAGAAGAUCUUCCUGUGGAGAUGGUUAUGCUGCAAUGACCCGUGUGGCUUUUCUUUCCUCCAGAGAUCAUUCUCCAAUCAAAAGCGUGUGGCCAGAUCCGGUCAGGUCAUGGUUGGCAGGUUCACAUGAUGGACAGGUGAUGGAGUCGUCCAUCAUCCCUCAGCACUGA